UGUUAAUUUUGGCAGAUUUUAGCGUGACAUACUUUAUGGAUGACGCCUAAGGUGCAGUAUGACAUUUGUCACGGCCCAACCUCUUAGUUUUUUUUUUAAACAAGAGGUUGGUUUUAACCUGCUGCGGUCAAAUGCCUGCUCCAGCAGGCCCUUUAGAUUAGUGCAUACGCCAAAAACGUGCCCCGCUCGGUCGGAACAGAUUUGAUUGAAUCCGGUACUUUCACUCGAGUAUCUUUCUUUGAAAGGCAAAUCCACCUUUCUCUCGAAAAAUACCCCGUUUCCAGCGCACAGUUUGCAGCUUAGCAUCGUUACCGAGCUCGUUGGUUGGAGAUUCUUCCGCGAUGAUCCGUUUUGUUCAAUUAGCAGCAGUGCAGCUGGCACUGCUCGGCCACUGCUGGUGGUGCUGCAUCAACGGGCAGCACAUUUCCAGCGAAUUCGAGUGGGGACAACGAUCCGUCCGGGAUUCGGUUUGCUUUAGCGGUUCUUUCAACUCAAUUCCGCAGUAUUUCAGCUGGACUCCCAUCGUCAAGCUGUUUUGGUUCGAGCCAAACAAUGAUGUUACCAAGGUGAGCUACAUUCGCGUGUGGGCCGACGCACCGUACCAGCGGUUCCGGGCGGCCAUGCUGAUGGGAGGAGUUGGAAGUCGGGCUCCGGUGCCAACGGUCAUUCUGGUUAGUCGACCCUGGAAGCUGUACGCGAAUGUUGUGGUUUACUGUCAGUUUUGAAAUUUUAGUUAAAAUAUUCAUAUGAAAUUUCGAAGAAUUAAAAUGUACUUGCCAAAAUGUUACAUGUCGCUUUUAUUCCUGACUGCAUCUACUUAAACAAAUUUGAAAGCUAUCAUUCCAUGAGCAAUGUUUACAUUUCUGCAACUAAUUAAUUUGGCCAACAUUCACUAUCUUGUACUUAGAAGUCGAACGUGCGAGCACACCAAACUAUCUGUAGCAACUGCUCACGAUGACAAGGUGCCAACGGGACAAAA
Messenger RNA from Culex pipiens pallens (northern house mosquito), 979 nucleotides. RefSeq lists its product as uncharacterized. The record is from RefSeq and is a predicted model, not a curated record. Lineage: Eukaryota; Metazoa; Arthropoda; Insecta; Diptera; Culicidae. The transcript has 2 exons. The coding region runs from base 342 to 725 and encodes 127 amino acids.